GUAAAAUAGUAAAUUAGUGGCAAGCCAAAUAAAAUGGGCGAGUGCGACAUUGAGCUGCCAUCGAAACUAGUUGAGCUUUCCAUCGGAAUUUGGGGAUGAACAGCAGCGGCAUGAUGAUGAUGCCGGCGGGAGGCGGAGGCGGUAGAGGUGGCGGAGGCCGCUCCUGGCCGUCGACGACUUCGGUGUCCGCUUCCGGCAAGAGAAUUCAGAAGGAGAUGUCGGAACUGAGCUCGGAUCCUCCGCCGGACUGCUCCGCCGGCCCCAAGGGCGACAAUCUCUACCAUUGGGUCGCCACUCUCUUCGGUCCUCCCGGGACACCUUAUGAAGGAGGAAUAUUUUUCCUUGAUAUCACUUUUCCUAGUGAUUAUCCAUUUAAGCCUCCCAAGGCUGUUUUCAGAACCAGAAUCUACCACUGCAAUGUGGGUUCGUCCGGUGAUGUUAGUUUGGACCUAUUGAAAGAUGGGUGGAGCCCUGCUCUAACUAUCUCAAAAGUGCUGGUUGCGCUCAGAUCAAUUUUUACGAACCCUGACCCAUAUAAACCACUUGUCCCAGGCGUCGCCCACCUAUACCUAGCUGAUAGGGAGAAGCACGACGAGCUGGCUGCAGAGUGGACUCUACGGUUUGCUAGGUAACGCGUUGCGUUGUAAGUCGAGAAAGACGAUCUAAUGAAGCAGCUAUUCAGCAGUUACUCCGAAUCUAAUCUGUGGACGAUGAAGACUCUGCUUGUGAAGAAUCUGUAUGAUACUUGCUUUCUGUUCUAGAGAGAGAGAGGGAGAGAGAGAGGCUUCAAAAUCCAAAUAAAUCCCAAACUUUUUUUUGUUUUCCUUGGUUUGAAAGAGAUGUGAUGAAAUAAAUACUUCUACAUAAAUUUGAUUCUACUAAUGGAUCACUUUAUAUUAUUCUAGAAAGUGUAUUAACGUGAUCGUUAUUCGUGUUAUAUAAAUAUGAGACGAUGUGACAGAGAUGAGGCACAAAA
Molecule: messenger RNA, 976 nt
Organism: Salvia miltiorrhiza (redroot sage)
Lineage: Eukaryota; Viridiplantae; Streptophyta; Magnoliopsida; Lamiales; Lamiaceae
Product: constitutive photomorphogenesis protein 10
Exons: 4
Coding region: 96-632 (178 amino acids)
Biological process (GO): protein polyubiquitination
Cellular component (GO): nucleus
Molecular function (GO): ubiquitin conjugating enzyme activity
Source: RefSeq, a predicted model, not a curated record